Gadus chalcogrammus (walleye pollock) is the source of this 5262-nucleotide messenger RNA. It is a transcript of the gene clcn5b, whose product is annotated as chloride channel, voltage-sensitive 5b. Bases 2093 to 4420 code for a protein of 775 amino acids. The transcript is spliced from 15 exons. Gene Ontology annotation, molecular function: voltage-gated chloride channel activity. Gene Ontology annotation, biological process: transmembrane transport; chloride transport. Gene Ontology annotation, cellular component: early endosome; membrane; Golgi apparatus. The record is from RefSeq and is a predicted model, not a curated record. NCBI's taxonomy places the organism in Eukaryota, Metazoa, Chordata, Actinopteri, Gadiformes, Gadidae.
ACCCUUUCUAUCUGACUAACUUCCUUCCGCUCUUAGAGCAAAAGCUACCAAUUUCUUCAUCUUCUUCUUCUUCAUCUUCAUCCUACAUUUAUCUGCUGAGAUGAAUAAAGUAUACCUUAUCUUUAUCUUAUCUUUUCUGAUUGAAUUAAAAAGGAAGAGAUGGAUACCACUGGACCCCCAAUAGGGCUCACAGGUGGACAUCCACUAAUAAACACACCCCAUAUCACGGCCCGAGACAAAUAAAAUAAGGACCGUCGGAGACCGUGAUGGGUUUGAGAGUUGCAGAAGGUCAUGACCUGCGUAACGGACAUUUGUUAUCUGGUUGUCGUGGAUUGUAGCUUACCCACGGUUUGAGUCCCAGGCCUCCGGGGGCCACACCGGUCGGCCCGAGUCGCUCUGGGUAACCCGGGUGAUGUCACAGGGACGUCCCUGUAGCCGUCAGGGUCUCUGGUCUCAAGGUCCCUGGGGAUAGGGAGGUUCUGACGGUGCCCCCAGGGGGCUCUGGGCUAGGCUUUGUUUAUUUGUGUGGUCUGCUAAAUAAGCUGAAGUGAGUGGAAGCAGUAUAAGUUGACGCAGGGCGGCAGAAUUGAAUUAGUAUCAGCAUCGGUAUCACAAAGUACGCAUGUGCAAUGUCGACCUCUUGAAGGACUGAAUGUUAUGUUAUCAGAUAUCUCAGGUCCCGCGUCAUGCGUUUCCGUUUGUAUCACAACACACAUUUGUCGGGUGAGACGGCAAGGAAGUUGCCAGCAACUGUUGCCUGAUAAGUAUGAACCUUGAUCCCCUUUCUCUGAGCUUCACCCCGUAUCUAUGACAUACCACCAUAUAGACCACAAAGAACACAAGUUCCGCAAGUUUCAAUUCUUUCCAACGUCGUGCCGCACUCAUUUUUAGAGUGAGCUGGCAUGAAAUGUGAACGUUUCAGGGAGAAGAGCACAGGCCUUCAGGGCCGUAAAAUAUUCUCAAUACUCAAUCACCUCAAGACUGAGGUUACCUGGCCACAAGAAUACAGCACUGCAUGGCCUAACUCUCAAAGUGUGUGUGUGUGUGUGUGUGUGUGUGUGUGUGUGUGUGUGUGUGUGUGUGUGUGUGUGUGUGUGUGUGUGUGUGUGUGUGUGUGUGUGUGUGUGUGUGUGUGUGUGUGUGUGUGUGUGUGUUAUUUCAUUCCUUCGCACCACAUCAAUGAGAAACCACCUCAAACACCUUUUUGUUCUAAUUCAACGUCACUUCCUUCCUGUUUCUUGUCAGGUUCUGCGGUUCCCUUCUAGUGCCAGUUGUCUACCGAGAACACCUUGCGAGGGGUUGCCAAGGCAACCUAGCUGGGGGAUGGGGGAGGGGAGAUGAAGUGGCAGGUGCAGCUCUGUACUUGUUAAGUUCACCUGUAGCCUAGCGAGUAGAGAAUGAGAUGUCGACACACUUGUGUGUUCGCCUGAGGUGACAACAACUCAUCGAGACGUUAUAACGGGGAGAAAGUGAAGACUGAUUUAUUAUGUGUGUUGGAGGGCUCCCUUGGCAGAGUCGUAGAAGUAGUUGAGCAGAGACGUGGAGCAUGAGGAAGUGGUUUCAAGUGACCCGUGCACAUUCCUCCCUUUAGCUGUUGAAGGGAGAGAUAAACCUGUAAGGGUGUAUCUGCCCCCAAACUGGCGGCCAUUGAGAUACCGUAUGCCUCAUGUCAGAGCUACAGUGAAGCCUAAAAGCUGAAAAAGAAAAACAGCUUCCACGGUAUGAGACUACAGAUAGUCUAGGUGGAGCAAAUAGUAGGUUCAGAGUGCGUGGAUGAUGGCUGGUUGAGGCAGCCUCACCUGGACACAGUCAGACUGAUUGGACUCCAGGGCUGCACAGCUGUUGCAAAUUGUGUCAUCAAUGUGCAAACUUUAAACCAGCCGUCAUCGCCACACACGCUCUGAAGGGCUCUUCAGCAUGGCAGCCUUCCCUCCUAUGUAUCCUUAAACUCAACCUCGGCGAAAGACCGGUUCCAACGUCACCGCCCUGGGUCCUUGUUUGGGGAGGGCCACCUAGGUGCCGUCGGGCGUCACCCAGUUGGCGGGCAGCAUAGACAUUGCUACAGGCGGUGUGACUGUUUUUUCAAGAUUUGAUGAAAUUGCACGGGGGCUAUGAGGAGCACAGUCCGGGCAGGGGGAUAAAUGGGGCAGGGGGCCCCACUGCCAUGAUGGACCCUCUGGAGGACCCCGUCCCCGGGGUGGGCACCUACGAGGACUUCAACACCAUCGACUGGGUCCGGGAGAAGAGCAAGGACCGAGACCGCCACAGAGAGAUCACCAGUAAGAGUAAGGAGUCGAUGGGAGCCCUGCUCCACAGGAUCAGCGAUGCCUUCUCGGGGUGGCUGCUGAUGCUGCUGGUGGGACUCAUGUCAGGCGCCCUGGCAGGAGGGAUCGAUAUCUCGGCCCACUGGCUGACGGACAUGAAGGAGGGCGUGUGCCUGAACGGCUUCUGGUUCAACCACGAGCACUGCUGCUGGACCUCCAACGAGCCCACCUUCCAGGAGCGCGACAAGUGCCCCCACUGGAAGAGCUGGGCGGAGCUCAUCGUGGGGACCGGCGAGGGAGGCUUUGCCUACGUGGUGAACUACAUGAUGUUCAUGUUCUGGGCGUUGCUCUUCUCCUUCCUGGCCGUCACCCUGGUCAAGUCCUUCGCCCCCUACGCCUGUGGCUCUGGAAUACCAGAGAUCAAGACCAUCCUGAGCGGCUUCAUCAUCCGCGGCUACCUGGGCAAGUGGACCCUGAUCGUGAAGACCAUCACCCUGGUGCUGGCCGUCUCCUCGGGCCUCAGCCUGGGCAAGGAGGGCCCGCUGGUGCACGUGGCCUGCUGCUGCGCCAACAUCCUCUGCCACCUGUUCACCAAGUACCGCAAGAACGAGGCCAAGAGGAGAGAGGUGCUGUCGGCGGCGGCGGCAGUGGGCGUGUCCGUGGCCUUCGGCGCGCCAAUAGGCGGAGUCCUCUUCAGCCUGGAGGAGGUGAGCUACUACUUCCCGCUGAAGACGCUGUGGCGCUCGUUCUUCGCGGCGCUGGUGGCGGCGUUCACGCUGCGCUCCAUCAACCCCUUCGGGAACAGCCGCCUGGUGCUGUUCUACGUGGAGUUCCACGCGCCCUGGCACCUGCUGGAGCUGGGGCCCUUCAUCCUGCUGGGCAUCUUCGGCGGCCUCUGGGGGGCGCUGUUCAUCAGGGCCAACAUCGCCUGGUGCCGGAGACGUAAAACCACCCUCCUGGGCCACUACCCCAUCGUGGAGGUGCUGGUGGUGGCCGGGGUGACGGCGCUCGUCUCCUUCCCCAACAGCUACACCCGCAUGAGUGGAGCGGAGCUCAUCAAGGAGCUCUUCAACGACUGCUCCCUGCUGGACUCCUCCCAGCUCUGUAGAUACAAGCAGGACACCAACACCACCGCGGGGACCAGUGCGGGCAACGGUCUGGCGGACCGCCCGGCGGACUCUGGUCUCUACACCGCCCUCUGGCAGCUCUCCCUCGCCCUGCUCUUCAAGAUGGGCAUCACCGUGGUCACCUUCGGCAUGAAGGUGCCCUCGGGUCUGUUCAUCCCCAGCAUGGCGGUGGGAGCCAUCGCCGGGCGGCUGCUGGGCGUGGGCAUGGAGCAGCUGGCCUACUACAACCACGACUGGGUCAUCUUCCGGGGCUGGUGCACGCCCGGCGCCGACUGCAUCACGCCGGGCCUCUACGCCAUGGUGGGCGCCGCCGCCUGCCUCGGCGGUGUGACCCGUAUGACGGUGUCCCUGGUGGUCAUCAUGUUCGAGCUGACCGGGGGUCUUGAGUACAUCGUCCCCCUCAUGGCCGCCACCAUGACCAGCAAGUGGGUGGCGGACGCCUUUGGGCGCGAGGGCAUCUACGAGGCCCACAUCCGGCUCAACGGCUACCCCUUCCUGGAGCCCAAGGAGGAGUUUGAGCACAAGAGCCUGGCGGUGGACGUGAUGCGGCCCCGGAGGGCGGACCCCGCCCUGGCCGUGCUCACCCAGGAGGGCAUGACCGUGGAGGAGGCCGAGGCUCUGGUGGCCAGCACCCGCUACAGUGGGUUUCCCGUGGUGGUCUCCCAGGAGUCCCAGCGGCUGGUGGGCUUCGUCCUGCGCAGAGACCUCCUCAUCUCCAUCGACAACGCCCGUCAGCGGCAGGAGGGCGUGGUCUCCUCCUCCCAGGUGCUCUUCACGGAGCACCCCCCGGCGCAGGCGGCGGAGGCCCCGCCCCCGGUGCGUCUGCGCUCCCUCCUGGACCUGAGCCCCUUCACCGUGGCCGACCACACGCCCAUGGACAUCACCGUGGACAUCUUCCGCAAGCUGGGCCUCAGGCAGUGUCUGGUCACGCACAACGGGAGGUUGCUGGGCAUCAUCACUAAGAAAGACAUUCUGAAGCACAUGGCCCAGAUGGCCAACAGAGACCCCGACUCCAUCCUCUUCAACUGAUCUGCGCCUCCUGUUCCUCCUCCAUCAGCUCCUCAUCCUCCUCCUCCUCAAGGGUCUGAGCUGGGUGGUCUUUCUAAGGAGCCGGUUUCUAAGCGGACUCAAAGCAACAAAGAGAUGGACUUUCCACUUUGAAUUUUUUGACAAAUUGGUAAAAUGGACGCAGUCUUUUUCGCUUUUUUUUUGCUAGACGGGAAACUCCCCGAGCUAACCAGGAAGCUGUUUCUCAUUAGUGUGUGUGUGUGUGUGUGUGUGUGUGUGUGUGUGUGUGUGUGUGUGUGUGUGUGUGUGUGUGUGUGUGUGUGUGUGUGUGUGUGUGUGUGUGUGUGUGUGUGUGUGUGUGUGUGUGUGUGUGUGGGGGGACAGCAUGUGGUGUGCUGGUAAUCAUCUGGUCUCCACGACGACGUCAUGUUUGUUUCAUCUGCCGACCAGUGGGACAAUCCAAAGACUGUUUGGAUUACUUUCAGUGGUGAAAGAACGUUUGUCUCUAUAUAUAUAUAUGUGUUUGUCUCUUUUCUGUCUCCCUUUCUUUUUGUCUGUGACUUUUGUCAAAAGGACGUCGGUUUUGACUUGGUUUGAUGGGUGGCCAAUGAAGGAGAAAAGGAAUAUAGAGGGAAGGAGGGGAGAAUAAACAAGGGAAGGAAGAGGGCAACAAAGGUGAACAUGAAGAAGAUACUUCCCAAAGGAGGAGAGGAGGGAGGGAACAUACACUGAGGGAGGAGAGAAGACAAGGAAAUGAGGAGAGGAAACAUAAACUUGGAGGAGGGGGAUUGAAAGGUGUUCUAAAAGGGAGGGCUAGACCUCCAGGCUGCCGUCCAUCCUCCCUCCCUCCCUCCCUCCCUCCC